Cephus cinctus (wheat stem sawfly) is the source of this 1161-nucleotide messenger RNA. Its product is annotated as cytochrome b-c1 complex subunit 7-like. Gene Ontology annotation, biological process: mitochondrial electron transport, ubiquinol to cytochrome c. Bases 175 to 594 code for a protein of 139 amino acids. The transcript is spliced from 2 exons. Lineage: Eukaryota; Metazoa; Arthropoda; Insecta; Hymenoptera; Cephidae. The record is from RefSeq and is a predicted model, not a curated record.
UUUGACGAAUCGAACAAAGUUGGUCGUGUAAAAAAAAAUAUAAAAACAGCGUAAAAUAUGAUACACUGUUAAUUCCAUCUCAUUUGUUUAUCUUAUCAAGCGGAGAGUCGUCAUUUCCUAAAUUUACGAAAAAUAUCAGAAAUCGAAAGAUAAAGCUGGAUAUUCCCCGGCAGAAUGUCUCUGAUACGCGGCGGUCGGUAUCUUAUUAAUAAAUUCAAAUGGAAUUCAAGGAACAUGGCGAACGCCGAAGCAACUAGGCACGAGAAGAGUUUUCUUGAAACGUUAAGAAGAAUAGCGUUCAAUACCUCAGGUUAUAAUCGCUAUGGACUUUAUUCGGAUGACGUGAUCAACGAAAACAUGCCAAUGGUGAAAACGGCCUUGAGUCGGUUACCAGCAGAUAUAAGGGACGCGAGAUCCUACAGAAUAAUACGGGCGAUGCAUUUGGAUACUUUCAAAAUUUUUCUACCCGAAGAAAAAUGGAUCACGUAUGAGCAAGAUAGGGCGUAUCGAUAUCUAAGACCUUAUCUCGAAGAAGCGAUAGCCGAGAAAGAAGAGAUGCAUAACUUUGGCUGUGUCAACUAUGAACAGGAAUAAUGAUCGAAAGCUUAAGCUUGUAACGUAUUUUUGUCACGUGUGAAUAUACCUUUACACGUGUAUACUUAUGUACCUGCAUUACUUUCGUUCAGUUGGAAUAAAUGCCAAGAUCGAAGUACCUAUUUUUGUAUGCUAAAGGAUACAUGUAAAUCCUACGUAAAGGGAUGUCGGAUACGUCUGACUGAGCAGAGUAUCACCUAUUUUUUUCCAGUAAAACUAUAUAGAAUUCUACGGCACGUGAAAACGAAUAUGAUAAAUAAAAAAAAAAUUUCUGUCGCUCGAUUGAAAAUUACCCAAAUUUUUUUUGCUUCGUGCGUACUCGUUACAUAUAUUUUACGUGUGUACAUAGAAAUGCAUAUAUUACGUAUUAAAUAUAUACAGCGCUGAGUAAGUACUUCUGUAAUAGGACUACUAGUAAUAGGACGGAUCGUCUUUGACGAUCGAUAAAGAUAAUUGAAGGGGUCCUACAGGGAGUUUCAAUUUUGAGAUACUAAUUGAAUAGCUCUCGUAUUGUUGCAUAAAAAGUUCGGAUUUUUCGAGAAGCAACGUACCCAUAUGUACACAGUG